CAUACGUAUAUAUACUCCACAACUUCUGCCAUCUCUCCCUUUUUCUUUUUCUUUUCUCUUUCUUUUUCUCAUCAUCUCAUCCUCAUCUCAUCUCUGCUUCACCCUCACCAACCUUACUUACUUACCCCACUAAUCACAUCAAAAAUGGAAGACGAAGUUGCUGCCUUGGUUAUUGAUAACGGUUCCGGCAUGUGCAAGGCCGGUUUCGCCGGUGAUGAUGCCCCCCGUGCUGUCUUCCCCUCUAUCGUUGGUCGUCCCCGUCAUCAGGGCGUCAUGGUCGGUAUGGGUCAGAAGGAUUCCUAUGUCGGAGACGAGGCCCAGUCCAAGCGUGGUAUCCUCACCUUGAAGUACCCUAUCGAGCACGGUAUUGUCACCAACUGGGACGACAUGGAGAAGAUCUGGCAUCACACCUUCUACAACGAGCUCCGCGUUGCCCCUGAGGAGCACCCCGUCCUCUUGACCGAGGCUCCCCUCAACCCCAAGUCCAACCGCGAGAAGAUGACCCAGAUCAUGUUCGAGACCUUCAACGCCCCCGCCUUCUACGUCUCCAUCCAGGCCGUCUUGUCCCUCUAUGCCUCCGGUCGUACCACCGGUAUCGUCCUCGACUCUGGUGAUGGUGUCACUCACACCGUCCCCAUCUAUGAGGGUUACGCUCUUCCCCACGCCAUUCUCCGUCUCGACCUCGCUGGUCGUGACUUGACCGACUACCUCAUGAAGAUCCUCAUGGAGCGUGGUUACUCUUUCUCGACCUCUGCCGAGCGUGAAAUCGUUCGUGACAUCAAGGAGAAGCUCUGCUACGUCGCCCUCGACUUUGAGCAGGAGAUGCAGACCGCUGUCUCGUCCUCUGCCCUCGAGAAGUCAUACGAGUUGCCCGACGGUCAGGUCAUUACCAUCGGUAACGAGCGCUUCCGUGCCCCCGAGGCCCUCUUCCAGCCCUCGUUCAUUGGUCUUGAAAGCGUCGGUAUCCACGAGACCACCUUCAACUCGAUCAUGAAGGGAGAUGUUGAUAUUCGUCGUGACUUGUACGGAAACAUUGUCAUGUCCGGAGGCACGACCAUGUACCCCGGUAUUGCCGACCGUAUGCAGAAGGAGAUCACCGCCCUUGCCCCCAGCUCGAUGAAGAUCAAGAUUGUUGCUCCCCCAGAACGCAAGUACUCUGUCUGGAUCGGAGGUUCCAUUCUCGCCUCCCUCUCGACCUUCCAGCAGAUGUGGAUCUCGAAGAUGGAGUACGACGAGUCCGGUCCCUCGAUCGUCCACCGCAAGUGCUUCUAAGCGCGCGAUGGAUGCUGGAGAGAGUUGUACGAUGGUGGAGAAAGCGUUCAAGAGACGACGCAGAAUGUAAACUGAAACUUGGAAGCCGCUUAUACUAGGAUAUGCGCUGCCUUUAAUUGUGCUAAUACAAACAUACCAAACACACCAAAACACACAUGUACAUGCGCCGCUCGCGUUUGAUGCUCCC
Molecule: messenger RNA, 1459 nt
Organism: Gamsiella multidivaricata
Lineage: Eukaryota; Fungi; Mortierellomycota; Mortierellomycetes; Mortierellales; Mortierellaceae
Product: actin
Exons: 5
Coding region: 145-1272 (375 amino acids)
Source: RefSeq, a predicted model, not a curated record